ACAGUGUGCAAUUGCAACUCGACGAACAUUUUCUUGGAAACUUCACGUCUCUUUUAUAGGUUUUGACUCUUCAGCUACACUCAAAAGGCGGAAGGGUUUUGGUUUUUUUUGGCAGCGACAUCUCUUGUAGCUUAGCAAUGGCCUUCUCUUUUCUACUCAGAUCUGCCGCUACUUCCGCCGCCGCUCCUCGUCUCGAGCUUUAUCCAUCGUCUUCAUACGAACAUUCUCAGGUCACGUCAGUUGGAUUCAGUCACAACCUGACCUCGUCCAGAUUUUCUGGUGCUGCCCUUUCAACAGGGUCAUCUUCAUCUUUGCACAAAUGCAAUGCUAGAAGCGUACAACCCAUCAAGGCCACUGCUACGGCAUCACCUCCUGCUGUUCAAAGGUCAAGGAGCAGCGGAAAGACAAAGGUCGGGAUCAAUGGUUUUGGUCGAAUUGGAAGGUUGGUCCUCCGCAUUGCAACCUUUAGGGAUGAUAUUGAGGUUGUAGCAGUCAAUGAUCCAUUCAUAGAUGCCAAGUACAUGGCUUACAUGUUCAAGUAUGAUUCUACUCAUGGAAAUUACAAAGGAACCAUCAAUGUAAUUGAUGAUUCUACUUUGGAGAUCAAUGGAAAACAGGUCAAAGUUGUCAGCAAGAGAGACCCAGCUGAAAUCCCGUGGGCUGAUCUUGGAGCUGAGUAUGUUGUUGAGUCUUCAGGAGUAUUCACCACUGUUGGUCAAGCAUCAGCACAUUUAAAGGGUGGCGCCAAGAAAGUCAUUAUUUCUGCCCCUUCAGCGGACGCGCCCAUGUUUGUUGUUGGAGUAAAUGAGAAGACAUAUCAACCAAACAUGGAUAUAGUGUCCAAUGCAAGCUGUACCACCAAUUGUCUUGCACCUCUUGCCAAGGUGGUGCAUGAAGAAUUUGGUAUUCUUGAAGGCUUGAUGACAACUGUCCACGCAACCACAGCUACUCAAAAAACUGUGGACGGCCCAUCAAUGAAGGACUGGAGAGGAGGCCGAGGCGCCAGUCAAAACAUCAUUCCUAGCUCAACCGGCGCUGCAAAGGCUGUAGGUAAGGUCCUUCCGGAACUCAAUGGAAAACUAACCGGAAUGGCUUUCCGUGUCCCAACAGCAAAUGUUUCUGUUGUGGAUUUAACUUGUCGACUUGAGAAGGAUGCAUCUUAUGAAGACGUUAAGGCAGCCAUAAAGUUUGCAUCAGAAGGACCACUUAGGGGCAUUCUUGGGUAUACAGAAGAAGAUGUUGUUUCUAACGAUUUUGUAGGAGAUUCAAGGUCAAGUAUCUUUGAUGCAAAUGCUGGGAUUGGGUUAAGCAAGUCCUUCAUGAAACUUGUCUCCUGGUAUGACAAUGAAUGGGGUUACAGCAACCGAGUCCUCGACCUGAUAGAGCAUAUGGCAUUAGUUGCAGCCAGCCGCUAAACCAUGCCGCUUUCUUUAUGAAGCCAAAGAUUCUCCUCCUUAUAUGGUACCUAGCUUCUUGGUUUUGGUUGUUGUUGGGGUUCGAAUUAUUGAAAUUUGAACCAUACGAUUUUAAUAAUAAGGGAAAGGUUUUUUUAUAUUGUACUAAGAAAAAUUGUUGGAAUCCCUGUUGAGAGAAAGAUGUACCUUGUUAUCCAGUAUAAAGAUUGGUCUCCAAGUUUGGAAGUUAUAUGUUUGUUGGUUGGCUUCAA
Capsella rubella is the source of this 1666-nucleotide messenger RNA. Its product is annotated as glyceraldehyde-3-phosphate dehydrogenase GAPCP2, chloroplastic. The record is from RefSeq and is a predicted model, not a curated record. NCBI's taxonomy places the organism in Eukaryota, Viridiplantae, Streptophyta, Magnoliopsida, Brassicales, Brassicaceae. Gene Ontology annotation, molecular function: oxidoreductase activity, acting on the aldehyde or oxo group of donors, NAD or NADP as acceptor; NAD binding; NADP binding. Gene Ontology annotation, biological process: glucose metabolic process. The coding region runs from base 138 to 1415 and encodes 425 amino acids. The transcript has 14 exons.